Sphenostylis stenocarpa is the source of this 387-nucleotide messenger RNA. The record is from the annotation of a GenBank genome assembly. Lineage: Eukaryota; Viridiplantae; Streptophyta; Magnoliopsida; Fabales; Fabaceae.
AUGGAAAGGUUUGCAUGGUUGUAUUGUUCAGUACGCAUGCAUGAUGAGAUCUACUAUGUAAACCAAGGUCCAACAGCCACAUAUGCUGUUUAUAUUGGAUUGACCGGGGCAACAAAGAAAGCUGCAAAUCAGCCACAUGUAAAUGAGGUAGAGAAUCGCAUUAAACUUCAAAAAACUAAAGAAGAAGCACUUCACAACAAAUUCAGAGUGUAUGAUGAUGAAGUUUCGGAUGAAAGAAUGCGAUGCAACAACACAUUAAUUCGCUAUGGCUGCAUGAAAUUCCAUAAAAGCAUCGCACAGAGAAGCAUGAAACCAAAGUUUCUUUUUGGGUGGAACAGAGAAAAUAAUCCUGAUAAGGUGAGAACAAAUGGCUUAGUAGAGAAGUGA